CCAGGAAGUGGCCACGGUGCCAAGAACAAGGAAUCGUGUGGCAAAGUUGGUGUUCCAAAAAAUGUGUUAAAAAAGCAUAAAUGCGACGUUUGUGAAUAUUCGACCAAUAAUAAAGGUCAUUUGAAACAGCACUUGUUGAAACACACUGGCUGCUUGCAAGGAUUCGAUGGAGAGGAGGAGAAGACGGAACACGAAUCGAACUGCAAAAUUCGUCGUUACGAAUGUCAUUUGUGCAAGGAAUCGUUUGGUUCACUUAAGGCAAAUAUGGUGAAUCACAUGCGCGUACACAGUGGUGACAAACCGUUCGGGUGUGAAGAAUGUUCGAAGGAGUUC
This is a messenger RNA of Sitodiplosis mosellana (orange wheat blossom midge), 333 nucleotides long. RefSeq names its product zinc finger protein 418-like. NCBI's taxonomy places the organism in Eukaryota, Metazoa, Arthropoda, Insecta, Diptera, Cecidomyiidae. The transcript is spliced from 2 exons. The annotation marks the transcript as partial. Gene Ontology annotation, cellular component: nucleus. The record is from RefSeq and is a predicted model, not a curated record.